CUCCGGGGCUGCGCCCACACACGCGCGACUCGCGGGGAGACGCUUCGCCUGCCAAGGGCUCGGCGAGGCACCAGCUCAGCCCUCCCUCCCUCCCUCCCAUGCUGGAGGCGAGCGGGGAUCGUGGGAGAAGCGCCGGGGCAGCGCCGGGGUGCGCGGGGGUCCCGCCGGCCCUGCCCGCCCCUGCCCCGCACGGGCCCCCCGCCCGCGGCGAGAUUCCGCAGGAAAUUUAAAGAGCAUCCGGAUCCGGAGAAAAGGCACACACACACAGAGAGAGAGAGAGAAGAAAGGAGAAAGAGGAAGGGAGAAAAGAAAUCCAAGCGCGGAGAGAGAGAGAAGAGACCCCGCGGGAGGAGGGAGGACGGGAGAGACGCGGCGCCCGCCAGGGAUGGGGAAAUGAAUCCCUGUGGAGGCAACACCAAAAAGGAGCCUCAGACCCUCUAGGAGACACCUGAGGAGGAGCUGUUGGAGGAGAGACACAAACUAACUCCACGGGCCUGUAGUCCCUUACCCCUACUAACAAAUGUCAACAACUAGGGAGCAGCCAAUCUUCAGCACCAGGGCCCACGUUUUCCAGAUCGACCCGGCCACCAAACGGAACUGGAUCCCGGCCAGCAAACACGCCCUGACCGUCUCCUACUUCUACGAUGCCACGCGCAACGUCUACCGGAUCAUCAGCGUGGGGGGCACCAAGGCAAUCAUCAACAGCACCAUCACCCCCAACAUGACCUUCACCAAGACAUCCCAGAAAUUCGGGCAAUGGGCCGACAGCCGAGCCAACACCGUGUACGGGCUGGGCUUUGCCUCGGAGCAGCACCUCUCCCAGUUUGCAGAGAAGUUCCAGGAGGUGAAGGAAGCAGCUCGUCUGGCCAGGGAGAAGUCCCAGGAUAAGACAGAGCUGACCAACCCUGCCCUGAGCAUCACAUCUCACCAGGUGCUUCCCAGCCCCAUCAUCAGCUCCAACGGGCCAGGGGAGGACAAACUGUUCCGGAGCCAAAGCGCUGACGUGGAGAUCACGACGGAGAAGGAGCGGCUGAAGAAGAUGCUCUCGGAAGGCUCCGUGAGUGAGGUGCAGUGGGAGGCCGAGUUCUUCAGCCUCCAGGACAACAACAACAAGCUGGUGGCUGCUCUGCACGAGGCCAAUGCCAACGUGGACCAGUGGAAGAAGCAGCUCACGGUGUACCAUUAGGAGACGUAGACGCUGCGGCAGCGUGUGGCGGAGCUGGAGUCGCAGGGGACUCACGACUCCUCCAGCGACAACAACAAGGAGGAGCUGAGCCAAACCCUGGAGGAGCUGGAGCUGCUCAUCAAGGCUAAGGAUGAGGAGAUCCAGAUGCUGAAGAGCCAGAAGUGUGGCCGCUGGGAAGCAGAGGGGGAGCGGGAGGAGACGCUGCAGAAGCUGCAGGUGAAGGUGGCAGAUCUGGGGCACCCCUGCUCUCCCAGCACAGGGAUCCAUCCCCACGGCUGCCACGGAGCUGCCGUGCCUCUGGAUGCUGGGAACAGCUCCCUGCCCGUGUCCCUGCCUCCUUCCACCCCCAGGGAUGUGACACCCUGCCCGUGUCCCAGCCUCCUUCCACCCUCGGGGAUGUGACACCCUGCCGGUGUCCCUGCCUCCUUCCACCCCCAGGGAUGUGACACCCUGCCCGUGUCCCUGCCUCCUUCCACCCCCAGGGAUGUGACACGGGGCACAGUGAGCUGGCAUCAGCAAUCCCAGCCUUCACACACCCUCCUUCAGCACUUCCAGCAGCCCCUGACACGGGGCUAGGGCAGAACUGUGAUGUCCUGUCCCCCCUCCAUGCCCUGAAGUCCUUCAGGGCUGCUGGGACAGGGAGCAGAGCUCUGGCACAGCCUGGCUGGCAGGAGGGAGCCGAGCUGCUGCUCAGCCCCGGGCACGGGCACAGAUGGAACAGGAUCUGGGGCACUGCCUGUGUUUAUCUCUGAGGUCCAGAGCCCCUGCACGGGCUCUGUCUCGUGGCAAAACUGUCUCCAGACAUCCCCAUCAGGCCUGGGGAUGAGCCACGUGAGCUGCAGCUCCAGACCUUUGCACCUUGGAGUCCCCUAAAGAGCAACCUGAAGUGCUGAACUCGCAGCGUUUUUAGGAAAGUAAAUACAGCUGAGCAGUGGUGGGUUAAUUAAAACCUGAGACAUUUGAGUUCACGGCAGAAAUGUCUCACACCACUGUAGAAACGCUCCUGUUCAGCAGCAGCUCCUGCAUUUUUCUGGAGAGUGGGAUAAACUCAGAGAAAAAAAACCACGAGGUGAGGGCUGAACCCUCAGGACAGUGAGUGAGUCUCCAGGCACGUCCACGGCGGGUUCUGGAAGGGGGAU
Molecule: messenger RNA, 2325 nt
Organism: Pipra filicauda (Wire-tailed manakin)
Lineage: Eukaryota; Metazoa; Chordata; Aves; Passeriformes; Pipridae
Gene: HOMER3
Product: homer scaffold protein 3
Exons: 9
Biological process (GO): G protein-coupled glutamate receptor signaling pathway; regulation of store-operated calcium entry
Cellular component (GO): postsynaptic density; dendrite; plasma membrane
Molecular function (GO): G protein-coupled glutamate receptor binding
Source: RefSeq, a predicted model, not a curated record